UGAUAUGAAAAAGUGAUAUAGUUUGCAGAAUUUUAGAUUUUAUAAAUAAUACGAAUAUUUUAUAAAUAUUUUUUCAAAUCGUUCACUUACCAGAAAUCUUGAAAUUUAUGUAAAAGUUCAUUCUUUCUUUGCAGAAGACAAUGACGAGGAGAAGAGUUGGAGCAACUGAUGACCGUCAAUGAACCCUAAUAAUUAUCACAGGACUGUCUGUUUGGUGCAAGCUGAAAGUUAAGGCUGUUUAAAUGGAGAUACCCAGAAAAGAACAUGAUUUUGAACCUUCAUUUUCGAAUGUUUAUGAACUACCAGGAGAGCCUGCUAUAGUAAUUAAUGGGGUGCCUGAUAUACCUGCUUGUGACAAUGCCCUUGCUCUUUGUAAUCCUCUAGAUGAUGAAAAAUUACGUGGAAGUACAGGUUUUGGUGAGUGGUUAGAAGGGAGAGUGGUAAACAAAUUGUUUGUUGAUCGGUAUUACUAUGGCGUCAUAAUCGAGUUCGACAAAGUUACAGGAUGGUAUAGAGUGGAGUAUGAAGAUGGAGAUUUCGAAGAUCUCGAUUGGCAUGGACUCGAACAAGUGCUUUUGCCUAUGGACAUUACAAUUCCAUUAAAAGCCUUAGCAUUGAAGACUCUGAAGAGAAGCAGGAAGGCGCAGAAGAACAGGAAAAACAAGACGGGAAACGGACGUGGCGAUCCCAAAGAAAUGGAAGGCAGGAGGAAGAAGAGUGUGGAAAGUAAAGUUCUACUACCAACAGAACAUGCAGCCUGAGUUCUAUUGUUUCUUUUUUGGCACAUAAAGUUAUGGCUAAGCAAAAUUAGCCGCUGCCAUUGAUUGGGAUUAUGGGGUUUAUGAAGAACUUUAGUUUAUAUUGCUUAGUGAAAGGUUGGAAAUGAGUGUUCUGGCACUCUUUUUCUGCAGGUAGUUCUGAUGGGAAAUCUUGUUCGUACUGUUUCUUAAUAUUUUAAAUCAAAUCUUAUUAGAUUUAGGAGUGGACAAAAAAUCAAAUACUUUCUCCAAUUUAUUACCAAUUCACUACUGCAGCAAUUUUGAUA
Messenger RNA from Cucumis sativus (cucumber), 1045 nucleotides. Its product is annotated as dirigent protein 17. The record is from RefSeq and is a predicted model, not a curated record. The coding region runs from base 243 to 761 and encodes 172 amino acids. The transcript has 2 exons. Lineage: Eukaryota; Viridiplantae; Streptophyta; Magnoliopsida; Cucurbitales; Cucurbitaceae.